UUUGCUUAAAACACCCACCGGCUCAAAUAUAAAAUAUUUUAAACUAUUUUAUUCAUUUUAAAUUAUAAUGUUAAUUUUUCAAUCAGUGAAAAUUUUAGUAUAAUAAUAAUUAAUAAAUAUAUAAAUUAUUUAGUAAUGUUUGAAAGGUAUUGAAGGGAAAAAAAUGUUAAGCUGAUUGCUUAUGUUCUAGUAUUGUGUACAUUUUCAGGAUAAGAUCACUGGUUACAAUCUUUGGGCAUUAAAGACUUCAUCAAAUACAGCAAAAUGUCCGGCAAACCAUUUCACAUUCGGAUAUCAGAAAUCCUGAAGAAAACCACCGUCGAACCAUUCCUGUUCCUUGUGAUGUUCGGCUACAACUGCCGCAUGGUGACUCUUCAGAGUCUUUUACACGAUCGAGCAUGUCGAAUUUCCCUCAAUUUCUCAGAUGAAGUGUGUGCAGAUUUGGACAACGAAGACAAUGACUUAGAGCAAACACAGGCUGUGAAAUACGGCAACAAUAUAUAUAAUGCUGUCAUAAUAUUAUCGACCUUACCAGCUUUGGUUAUGGCACUGUUUUUAGGCCCAUGGAGUGAUCGUUACAGCAGAAAAUAUCCGAUUUUGAUGGCUACAAUGGCUAUAACAAUCGAUACUUCCAUACAGGCAGUCAUCACAUCCUUCAAAGAUGCUUCUCCAUAUUGGUUUAUGGUCAGUUGUCCCAUUUCCGGUUUCACGGGAGGAUUAAUCAUUGUUCUGUCCUCAACGUACAGCUACAUGUCAGACAUCACGGAUGAAAGGUCUCGCCAAGUCCGGUAUGCAGUCCUUGAAUUCUUCACAAUAAUGGCUACUCCCAUUGGCGCGUUGGUCAGUGGACAACUUUUCAAGCUCGGAGCAAGUCUCACAGUAGGAAAGUACCUCCCUGCUAUGAUCCUAAGCCCAUGCAGCUUCGCAAUGGCUUGGCUUUGGAUGAGGUUCUAUGUAGUGGAAACCAAGCCAAGAAGAUUCGAUAUUACGAGAAAACAGAUCUUUCAAGAUCUCUUCAAGCUGGAUAAUCUGAAGUCCAGCUUCAAGACUUGCGCCCGGAAGAGGGCAGGAAACUUGCGUAUGCAGAUUUGGUUUUUGUUAUUUGUGAGUUUCUCCACUCGUCUUACUCAACUGGGCUCUCUACAGAUUGGUUUUCCAUAUACUAGGAAGAUAUUUAAAUGGGACGUGUCUCGAUACUCCUACACAACUGCCAUUUUCAGUCUCGUAAACGCAUUCACCACUCUGACCGUCGUACCGUUUCUCAACAGGAAGCUUAUGGUGCACGAAGCGGCUGUUGGUAUGGUUGGAAUCAUGUCCCUUAUGGCGAGGAUGGUACUCAUGUCUGUGACGGUUUACGAGUUCUUGCUAUUUUAUGCUUGGCUGUCGGGUACCCUAUAUGCCUGCAGUGGAAUAGCUGUGAGGUCUAGAAUCUCCAAAUUAGUAUCGAAGAAAGAAUUAGGACGGGUAUUUUCUUUACUGGGAACUUGCGAAUCCGUAACUCCAAUUUUGGGUGCAGUUUCAUUUCUGCAGGUGUACAAUCUGUCGGUGGAUUUCUUUCCGGGGCUACCUUUCGCCCUGGCGGCCAUCUUUCUUAUUCCAUCUGCGUGCAUAUUUGCCUGGAUGAUGCGAAUGCCAACUAUGUCUCUAACUCAGUAUGAAGAAUCAGAAGAAGCAAAAACCAUGAAAGAACUCCCGACCGUUACAUCAGACAGUUUCAGCUACAAAGAACUGAAAUAAUAUUUGUAGUUACAAAUGGCGAAAUAGAAAUUGUCGAAUAAAUAUUUUUUUUAAAUAAACUUUCCUUAGAA
Messenger RNA from Argiope bruennichi, 1808 nucleotides. RefSeq names its product proton-coupled folate transporter-like. The transcript has 8 exons. Bases 265 to 1737 code for a protein of 490 amino acids. Gene Ontology annotation, molecular function: transmembrane transporter activity. NCBI's taxonomy places the organism in Eukaryota, Metazoa, Arthropoda, Arachnida, Araneae, Araneidae. The record is from RefSeq and is a predicted model, not a curated record. Gene Ontology annotation, cellular component: membrane. Gene Ontology annotation, biological process: transmembrane transport.